This is a messenger RNA of Etheostoma cragini (Arkansas darter), 3452 nucleotides long. RefSeq names its product NACHT, LRR and PYD domains-containing protein 12-like. NCBI's taxonomy places the organism in Eukaryota, Metazoa, Chordata, Actinopteri, Perciformes, Percidae. The record is from RefSeq and is a predicted model, not a curated record. Gene Ontology annotation, molecular function: protein binding. The transcript has 11 exons. The coding region runs from base 108 to 3263 and encodes 1051 amino acids.
AGUCCUCUGGAGUUUGUCAGCGUAAACUCAAGACUAACCAGAAGAUAAAGUUCCAGUGUGUGUUUGAGGGGAUUGCUAAAGCAGGAAACCCAACCGUUCUGCAUCAGAUGUUCACAGAGAUCUACAUCAUGGAGGGAGGGGCUGCAGGGGUCAAUGAAGAACAUGAGGUCAGACAGAUUGAAACAGCAUCCAGGAAACCAGACAGACCAGAAACAAUAAUCAGAUGUGAAGACAUCUUUAAAGCCCCACCUGGAAGAGAUGAACCAAUCAGAACCGUGAUGACAAAGGGAGUGGCUGGCAUCGGGAAAACAGUCUUAACACAGAAGUUCACUCUGGACUGGGCUGAAGGCAAAGCCAACCAGGACAUCCAGUUCAUGUUCCCAUUCACCUUCAGAGAGCUGAAUGUGCUGAAAGAGAGAAAGUUCAGCUUGGUAGAACUUGUUGAUUACUUCUUUAGUGAAACCAAAGAAGCAGGAAUCUGCCGGUUUAAAGAGAUCCAGGUUGUCUUCAUCUUUGACGGUCUGGAUGAGUGUCGACUUCCUCUGGACUUCCUCAACACUGAGAUCCUGACUGAUGUUACAGAGUCCACCUCAGUGGGUGUGCUGCUGACCAACCUCACCAGGGGGAAUCUGCUUCCCUCUGCUCGCCUCUGGAUAACCACACGACCUGCAGCAGCCAAUCAGAUCCCUGCUCAGUAUGUUGACAUGGUGACAGAGGUCAGAGGAUUCACUGACCCACAGAAGGAGGAUUAUUUCAGUAAGAGAUACAGAGACAAGAAGCAGGCCAGCAGAAUCAUCUCCCACAUCAAGACAUCACGAAGCCUCCACAUCAUGUGCCACAUCCCAGUCUUCUGCUGGAUCACUGCUACAGUUCUGGAGAAGAUGUUGAAGACCAGAGGGGGAGGAGAGCUGCCCAAGACCCUGACUGAGAUGUACAUCCACUUCCUGGUGGUUCAGUCCAAACUGAACGUUAAAUAUCAUGGGAAAUCUGAGAUGGAUCAACACUGGAAUCCAGAGUACAGGAAGAUGAUUGAGUCUCUGGGAAAACUGGCUUUUGAGCAGCUGCAGAAAGGCAACCUGAUCUUCUAUGAAUCAGACCUGACAGAGUGUGGCAUCGAUAUCAGAGCAGCAUCCGUGUACUCAGGAGUGUUCACACAGAUCUUUAAAGAGGAGAGUGGACUGUACCAGGACAAGGUGUUCUGCUUCGUCCAUCUGAGUGUUCAGGAGUUCCUGGCUGCUCUUCAUGUCCAUCUGACCUUCACCAACUCUGGAGUCAACCUGCUGGCAGAAGAACGAACAACCUCCCGGCUGCCUAAAGUCUUCAGAGUCAAACCCAAACUAAACCGUCUCCAUCAGAGUGCUGUGGACAAAGCUUUACAGAGUCCAAAUGGACACCUGGACUUGUUCCUCCGCUUUCUCCUGGGUCUGUCACUGCAGACCAAUCAGAGACACCUACAAUGUCUGAUGACCUGUGCUGGAAGUAGCUCACAGACCAAUCAGGAAACAGUUGAGUACAUCAAGAAGAAGAUCAGUGAGAGUCUGUCUGCAGAGAGAAGCAUCAAUCUGUUCCACUGUCUUAAUGAACUGAAUGAUGGUUCUCUAGUGGAGGAGAUCCAACAGUCCCUGAGUUCAGGAAGUCUCUCCACAGAUAAAUUGUCUCCUGCUCAGUGGUCAGCUCUGGUCUUCAUCUUACUGUCAUCAGAAGAAGAUCUAGACGUGUUUGACCUGAAGAAAUACUCUGCUUCAGAGGAGGCUCUUCUGAGGCUGCUGCCAGUGGUCAAAGCCUCCAACAAAGCUCUGCUGAGAGGUUGUAACCUGUCAGAGAGAAGCUGUGAAGCUCUGUCCUCAGUUCUCAGCUCCCAGUCCUCUAGUCUGAGAGAGCUGGACCUGAGUAAUAUCUACCUGCAGGAUUCAGAAGUGAAGCAUCUAUCCUCUGGAUUGAAGAGUCCACACUGCAGACUGGAAACUCUCAGGCUGAGUGGGUGUAACCUAUCAAAGAGAAGCUGUGAAGCUCUGUCUUCAGUUCUCUGCUCCCAGUCCUCUAGUCUGAGAGAGCUGGACCUGAGUAAUAUCUACCUGCAGGAUUCAGGAGUGAAGCAUCUAUCCUCUGGAUUGAAGAGUCCACACUGCAGACUGGAAACUCUCAGAUUGAGUGGCUGUACAUUGUCAGAGAGAAGCUGUGAAGCUCUGUCCUCAGUUCUCAGCUCCCAGUCCUCUAGUCUGAGAGCGCUGGACCUGAGUAACAACAACCUGCAGGAUUCAGGAGUGAAGCAUCUGUCCUCUGGAUUGAAGAGUACACACUGCAGACUGGAAACUCUCAGGCUGAGUGACUGUAAGCUGUCAAAGUUAAGCUGUGAAGCUCUGUCCUCAGUUCUCAGCUCCCAGUCCUCUAGUCUGAGAGACCUGGACCUGAGUAACAACGACCUGCAGGAUUCAGGAGUGGAGCUGAAGUCUCCUGGACUGAAGAGUCCACACUGCAGACUGGAAACUCUCAGUCUCUCAUUCUGUAUGAUCUCAGAGGAAGGCUGUACUUCUCUGGUCUCAGCUCUGAGCUCCAACCCCUCCCAUCUGAGAGUGCUGGACCUGAGCUACAAUCAUCCAGGAGACUCAGGAGUGAAGCGGCUUUCUGCUUUACUGGAGGAUCCAAACUGCAGACUGGACACUCUCAGACUGAGUGGCUGUACAUUGUCAGAGAGAAGCUGUGAAGCUCUGUCCUCAGUUCUCCGCUCCCAGUCCUCUAGUCUGAGAGAGCUGGACCUGAGUAACAACAACCUGCAGGAUUCAGGAGUGGAGCUGAUGUCUCCUGGACUGAAGAGUCCACACUGCAGACUGGAAACUCUCAGGUUGAGUGGCUGUACAUUGUCAGAGAGAAGCUGUGAAGCUCUGUCCUCAGUUCUCAGCUCCCAGUCCUCUAGUCUGAGAGAGCUGGACCUGAGUAACAACGACCUGCAGGAUUCAGGAGUGGAGCUGAUGUCUCCUGGACUGAAGAGUCCACACUGCAGACUGGAAACUCUCGGUUUCUCAGGCUGUAUGAUCUCAGAUGAAGGCUGUAAUUCUCUGGCCUUAGCUCUAAGCUCCAACCCCUCCCAUCUGAGACUGCUGGACCUGAGCUACAAUCAUCCAGGAGACUCAGGAGUGAAGCGGCUUUCUGCUUUACUGGAGGAUCCAAACUGCAGACUGGACACUCUCAGGGUGGACCAUGGUGGACCACAGAGACUGAGACCUGGUCUGAGGAAGUGUGAGUGUGUUUUAAGUUUGCUCUAAGAGAACUCAGCUGUGUGUUACACUAGUUUAACCCCUUCCUGGCGCUGGAAGUAUAAUAUGAGAUGAGGUUACUUAUUAUGGUGAAUUGGCUAAAUCUCCCUUUACCAGUGAAUGUUGUUAUUAUAGGCAUAGGUAGCUAUAAAGAAAUAAUCAACAACCAAUAACGCGGUGCCUCCACUGUGGAACUAC